AUGAGAGGCGAAGCUGUAACGCCAAGCCGCAAGGUGUACAAGCCUUAUUUCUUAUAUGGGAAUGGUUGCCAAGGCUUACCGGAGGGGACAACCCAUCCGCGGCAAUGGAUCUAUAUAAGUUUCGGGAGGGUCGAGAUGAUAAUAAUAGACAAGGAGGAAGGGAGGGAGGGGGACGAGAAGGCGGGAAAUGUGGGAGGAUGGUCUUCUGCGGGAUCUGGCCAUGAGGCUGCUAUUGGCGCAUUGCUCGAGUCUGUAGUGUCCAACUGGUCCCAAGCAACUAAACUGAAUACGGCAGUACAGGGGUGGCUGCGAGGCCUGUUUGGAGGAGAGAACUCGCGCACUUCAAAAGUCCAUUCCCACACUAGUUCUUUCCUCUCGACUGUUUUGACUCUGGGUGGCUCUGCGAAGAGAAGUCUGGAUCUUAGGCCCCUUGCAGUUGUUCGCAUUCUGUUUCUAUGCUGGGGCAAGUCCGCGCAGCACUGUACUGUACAUAUUCGUUGA
Histoplasma capsulatum G186AR is the source of this 501-nucleotide messenger RNA. RefSeq lists its product as uncharacterized. NCBI's taxonomy places the organism in Eukaryota, Fungi, Ascomycota, Eurotiomycetes, Onygenales, Ajellomycetaceae. The record is from RefSeq and is a predicted model, not a curated record. The transcript is spliced from 4 exons. Bases 1 to 501 code for a protein of 166 amino acids.